AUGAAGAAAUUACAGGAUUCAUCCAAAGUCCAUAUUUCCUCUCUAUUUUCCGAAUUUGUUAAGAAAGAGUAUAUUGAAAUCAUAAAGAAUCAACUUGGGUCAAAGGAGACAGGCAGUGAGAGUAAUGUUUUCCCAUUAUUUGUCAAUUUCUCCAGUUUAUGCGAAUUUAACAGCAUUCUUUCUCAACAUUUGUUAUCUUCUCCCCUUGAUACCCUUUCGAUAUUUAACAAAACUUUAACCAACAUCGUAUUGGAUCUUUCUAAAACUGUUCAAAGGCCCAUUCGAUGUUUAGUGCGCAUUAUUUCCUUACCUCCGAUUUCUGAAGUUUUCCGUUCAACCAUUCCUCAGUCAGACUACGUUGGAAGAUUCUUUGCUCUUCAGUGCACAGUUACACGUGUUGGAACUAUUCAGGUGGUGCAGUUGGAAAGAUCUUUCAUUUGCACAAAAUGUGGUCAUGGUAUCACAGUAGAGGCAGAUUUCAGUCAAUAUUACUCAAUCUCUCAACCGCGACGCUGCACAAACAUUAUCGAAAGAUGUCCUUCAACAUCAUUUAACGUGGUUUCGGAAGAUAACUCCAAUUUUCUUCAUUGCUUUCAAGAGAUUCGAGUCAACGAAAGACUCAGUUGUUUAGCUGUUGGGAGUAUGCCCAAAUCCAUGACUUGCUGCCUUGAUGCAGACCUAGUCGACUCCGUUCGCCCAGGGGAUGAUAUCAUUCUGAACGGAAUUCUCACUCACCGAUGGCGCACUCCAAGAGUUGGUGCACCUUGUGAAAUCGAAACAGUAUUUCGAGCUAAUUCAAUUGAAAAUCUUUCUGAGAUGCGAUUUAAGGGAGAACUUGGUAGCGAUAAUUUUGCCCAUGAGUUGGGCAAGCGUUUCAAGAAUUAUUGGAAACAAGCCACAAUUAGCGGGGACUUUAAACUAGCAUUGCGACUUCGGGAUGAAAUUGUCCGAAAUAUUUGUCCAGAUGUUUAUGGACUAUAUUUUGUAAAGCUGUCUCUGGUUCUUGUUCUUGUUGGGGCUCCACCUUGCUCCGAAAAACAUGACAUCGAGCGCACUCUCAUUGAGAACACUAAUCAAGAAAAGGACGAAAGGAAAGACUUUCGUGUUCGUGGUAAUCUCCACCUUCUUUUAGUCGGUGAACCAAGUACCGCCAAGUCAGCUCUCCUUCGCACUUCCUGUCGCCUUGCCGGCCGAGCAAUAUUUACUGCAGCCACUGGCACAACAGCAGCUGGUUUAACAGCCGCUGCUGUUCGUGAUUCCUCGGGAUGGGCGCUGGAAGCUGGUGCUCUGGUCCUUGCUGAUGGUGGUGUCUGCGCUAUUGACGAAUUCACCAGCUUGCGAGGGGCUGAUCGUGCUGCUGUGCAUGAAGCAAUGGAACAACAGACGGUUUCUAUCGCCAAAGCUGGUCUCGUGGCUCGGCUAAAUUGUCGUUGUGCUGUUAUCGCCGCCUCUACAUUGUCCUCUGACGACUCAAGCGAUGCCUCAGAUAUUCUGCCAACACCUCUCCUUUCUCGAUUUGAUCUGGUUUGGAGGCUGUUUGAUCCUGUAGGUUGUGAGGCAUGGGAUUCAGCAGUAGCUGAUCAUGUUUUGGGAUUCCGAUCAGUGGAAAGAGGUGGCUCGGAGGAGGGAGAUCUAUUUAAAUCGGUGGGUCGGAUAACAUGGACAGCAGAAGAUUUGAGGAAUUACAUUGCUUGGGUGAGGGGUGAAUUCCAACCUCGUUUGUCGAAAGGGGCGGCGUUACUAUUGCAGAGAUACUACGAGUUGCGCCGUCGGACGCUUCAGAAAGUUCAAGGGGCCGAGCAAGAACAAGCUGUGGCUGGAAGAACCACGUUGCGUUUGCUAGAAAGUCUUGUUCGGCUGACUCAAGCUCAUGCGCGUCUUAUGGCUCGAGAUAAGACUGUUAUUGAGGAUGCAGUAGUGGCCAUCUGGCUAAUGGACUGUUCAAUUCAAUCGACAUUUGGACGUAGUGCAUCGGCUGUGGAAGUUGAUGGGCACUGUGUGACCCCCGAGGAGACUGUCACUAGACACGGAAUCGAAAAUGACUUUGACGAUAUUCUAGGUGCCAUUUUUGGUCAACUCAACAUUCGACCUGAGGAACUGGAGUUGGAAUGGUUUGGAUCAGACACGAAAGAGGUAGACUUCCAACCCGUUUGUGUAUCGACACAAAUAGUUAGAGAUCAACAGACUAUAGUUAUUCCAAAUGUUCAGAGUUUUGUGGAAGAGGACAAUUCCAAACUGCCGGAAAAUGCAUUUAAUUUUGACGUUGAUAGUUUUAUGCCAAGUGGGUUCGAUUCAUUCGAAAAGGAGCAGAAGAAAGUUCCCGAUAAACCGGGACCAACUAUCUCUGCAGAUAAAUCAGUCGAGGAUGUGUUUUUGUUUUCCAGUUCAAUAAAAGCUUCAAAGGAUUUUAAUUCAGAUGAACUGCCGGAAUCCGUCGCAGAAACUGAAUUAAUUUCUACCAUUCGUAGUUCAGAAAAGACUGAAACUGGGUGUAGCAAUAUUUCACACACAGUUCCCGUUCGUUUCUCAAAGUCCGUCAAAUGGGUGAAAACGUUGAAAGAUAGUGGUGCAGUUGAAGUUCCAAAAUCCAAUUCCUCUGAAACGGAAUCUUCAAGAGCAUUUUCAUUUAAGAAAGUGCCCAAGACUACUCAAGAAUUCAAUACUGGAACUCAUUCCUCAAAGAAGUCUGAUUGCGAUGAAAAGGAAUCUGAUUAUUCAUUUAGAAGCACGUCAAAGAUUCAUUUGCUUUCUGAUAAUGGUAAUCUUCAGAAAUUAGAGUCAGCUAAACCGUCGUUGACUUCCGCUAAUAUUUCAAAUGCUUCGGGGAGUAUUGAAAAAGAGUCAACUUAUUCCUUUAAUAGUAUUUUGAAGGGAAAUUCACUUUCUGGAAGUAACGUACGAAAAUCUGAGCUAGCGAAACCGCGUACAUCUUCUGAAUCUGCUUCACAAGCUUCGAGCAAGCUUGGUUCUCGCGUAAAAAGCAAGCUAUCUCGGUUCGCUUUUGUUGAAGAUGAACAACCCCCGCCUUUUAAACAAUCCAAACCUUCGACGGGCAAGGUGGAUCUACUGAACCUCCAGAAUCUGGCUCCUGAGGACUGGAAUUUCGGAAACAUUGAUGCUGAUUUUGAUUUCUAA
This is a messenger RNA of Rodentolepis nana, 3135 nucleotides long. NCBI's taxonomy places the organism in Eukaryota, Metazoa, Platyhelminthes, Cestoda, Cyclophyllidea, Hymenolepididae. The record is from the annotation of a GenBank genome assembly.